AUAGAUAUGUCAGAGCCCGUCAGCUCUGUUUUCUGUCCCACUGUUGGGGCAAGGGGUGGAUCUAUCCCUGGCUGUCUGGUGCUGGGGACUUGGGAGGGGUGGCCUCAAAAUAGAAACAAGGGGACACUGCUUGUAGAAACCCUUGGGGGAGGACUUGCUUGACUGCCUGUCUAAUUUGUACUGGUAAGCAAAGGUGGUGGACACAUCGUUCACACGUCGAACACUUCUUCCUACAGCGGAGAGAGUAAAGAACAACUUUUCUCCUCGUCAAUCAGAGCUUAGCUCCCCUCAGCGACAUAAUUGCUCAGUGCACUGGACCUGCUUGUCUAUAGCCUUCUCAUUGUGUUUAUUUGGAGUUCCCCUAGCGACAUUGUUGACAGUGAAGAAGGGAUUUUUACUUCAGAAGGAAUCAUUAUUUUGUGCUUAUCUGAAUUGAGGGGUAUUCUUUGUGGCACUGUUACAUGGAUGUUUCCCUCAAAAAGGCUGCUGACCACUGAGCUGUCCCAGCAGAGUGAGGAGCUGCCAGGGGAYCUGCAGUCUCUAUCCUGGCUCACCACCGUGGACGUACACAGGCUGCAGMAGAUGGCCACAGGCAGACUGGCCUUCAACAACACAGAACCCCAGAGCAGCCCACUGGAGCUUCACCCAGGUUCAGACCAGCACAGAAACAUGAAUACAGCACUAGGACAUGACACCAUUGUCCCUCCCCAUAGCAACAUGCAGAACAGUUAUAUUGGAAUGAACUACCUCAACAAUCAAAAUGGAAAUAUGACAGGAGGAUGCCCRGGAAGUGGUAUGCCUGCCUCAGGAUACCAGUCCUCCCCAGCCCACUACUACCACWCCCCCCAGCAGGCCUACAGCCCAGMUCAGGCUSUCCAACAGCAUUCCCCCAGCAGCCUGUAUAACAGCCCCUCCUACCAUAGCCAAAACCUGUAUGAGCAGCAAGCAGGAGGCAUGAGCAUCACCAACCCCCACAGCAACCAGGAUCUCCUACAACAACCUAAUUCCUUCCCCAAACCUAUCUACUCCUACAGCUGCCUGAUUGCUAUGGCUCUGAAGAACAGCCGGACAGGCAGCCUCCCUGUCAGUGAGAUCUACUGCUUCAUGAAGGAGCACUUCCCUUACUUCAAGACGGCGCCUGACGGCUGGAAGAACUCUGUGAGACACAACCUGUCUCUGAACAAGUGCUUUCAAAAGGAAGAGAACAAGCAAGGAGGCUCCUCCUCCACUCGUAAGGGCUGUCUGUGGGCCCUCAACCCAGCCAAGAUCAACAAGAUGGAGGAAGAGAUGCAGAAGYKGAAACGCAAGGACCUGACUGCCAUCCGYCGCAGCAUGGCCAACCCAGAUGAGCUGGACAGGCUGAUCACAGACCGACCGGAUGGCUGUCGGAGGAACCCUUGUGACCCCAGGAUGACGUGUGUCCCCUCUAGCCCCUGUGGUUCCCCUCUGUCUGGGCUUCUGCAGACAUCCCUCCCCUUCCACCUCCAGGCCCAGAAUCCCACYCUGCUAGGAGACCCCAGCUCCCCUGUUCCCGCCCGGACCCCUCCCCUCCACGCGGUCCCAGACUACUCCCACACCCCCUUCAUCCAGCAGCAGCCCUACAGACAAGCCAACAACCACAGUCUGUACAGCCUCCACCCUGACGUCACAGCAGAUGUGGACGCUCUGGACACUAGUAUCAUGGAGUUUGCCGGUGGGUUAUUAUGAAUAUCGGAGGGAUGUUACUGUAUGUUUAAAAUKAAUAAUGGCAUAUUUGUUGAACACCUUUAUGAAAACAGAUAGAAUUGAACAUAACUGUUUUAAUCCAAGGAUGAUUUGGUUAAUGAUUUGUUUUAACGGGUUAUAAUGUGUUUGUUUCUGUCUYUCAGGGAGYCUWUGGGAGGGGGUGAGAGAGGAGGGCUUCAGCCUKGAGAGUAUGUUUAACCACUCUCCUCUGUGCCUGUCUGACUGUGAGCUGCCUGGCCCCACCACUGGACAGCCCCUGGUGGACCUACAGGUUUCAGGGCUGUACACCACCCUGGACCCGGCACCUGCUGUCCCCUUCCAGUACAUCACCACCACAGAGGCCGGGGGCCAAGCCGUCGCCCUGCUCUGACUUUGACUGUGAUACACUGAUAUACAGUGUAUUAAACACUGAUAUACACCAAGACAGACCACUACUGUUGAACCUGCAUGUCCCCACACCCACUGUAUGAGAAUCCUGAACAUUCUCCCACCUGACAGGAUGUCUUGCCUCUUUCAUGUCAGAGAUUUUUUUUUUUUUUACUGAUUCCUGUUUCUCCACCAAAGCACUUAAGAAGCACCCAAAUCAGCUAGCAUAGACGUGUUUGAUUGGGCCUGUCAGAUUUUUAGAGUGAUGAGGAUACAGUGUUUUUGUGUGUGUGAUGGUUUAGAGGUAAAAUGCAAUGCCACUUUAUUUUUACAUGUUGUAAAGGUUGUCUUCUGUGAAGAUAUGUAAAAGGUUGUCGGGGAAACUCAUCUGUCAUCUAUUUCUUGUGGAGGAAAAGUCUUUACUAGCUUGUGCAAACAAUCCUUUUUUUGUUACCAGAUUUGACUGUGUUAUUGUAGCUCGAUAGUUUAUUUGUCAUACUAAAGUCCUGCUAGGCAGGCAUUAUCUCAGCGUUUUCUGUUUUGUUCAUUUGUAUUUAUUUACUUUGCUCCUUGUAAACUGUCUAACAUGACUCUUAAAGCCAUGCCUUACAACAAUAAUUGUAUAUUGUAAUAUAGAGGACUUUAACAUGUUAAUGUAUUUUAGAAAUACUAAACAUUUUUAAUUUAAGAUUAUUUAUGUAAAGGUAUUACAGACAUGUUAAAAGCCUUAGCAGAUUCACCUGUUUUAAACUGACAAUAGACUCCUGUGCCUACAAGGUGUUUCUCUAACUGUAAACAUUUUCAGAAUAAAUAUUUUCAGAUGCCAGAUUUA
Salvelinus sp. IW2-2015 is the source of this 2923-nucleotide messenger RNA. Lineage: Eukaryota; Metazoa; Chordata; Actinopteri; Salmoniformes; Salmonidae. The record is from RefSeq and is a predicted model, not a curated record.